AUGUCUGCAAUAGAUCAAUGUAGAUCUGGUGUAGUAUGUCUGAACUACAAAGAUCAGAACUAUAUUCAGGCCAAUAGUCGGCGUGCAACAACUGACAAGUCGUCGUCGGGAUUUGUCAAAAAUGUAUAUCGCUGCUCUACAAUAAACGACAAGUUGUUAGACGGAUUUGGUAAUGGUAGUAUGGCAGUAAAUGAUAGUAUGUAUGUCAAUAUAAUAUCAUCGCCUACAGCUGUAAUAAUCUUAAAACGCGAUGUCGGUGUUCAGUGGAACAUUAACGAUAUAACUGAUAGUCUAUAUGAAAUCCCUAAAUUUUUAAAACAUCAAAAUUAUUAUUGUCUCAAAAAAUCAGUCAAAACAGAAAUUGACGGUAUUCGAAAUGAAAUAUUCGUCCCGGAAAUAACAGGUUCACACUUCAAAGGCAUUGUUAAAGAAAAAAUUACAAAAGAAUUUAGAGACGCCAAAUGCAAUGUGUCUUCAUUACCUAGUUUUGCGUCCAAUUACGGUAACUGUAAUAAAGUAAUUGCGAAAAACGCCGAAUGUCAUCUCGAUAAAAAAGCGAUGAGAUCAGAUUACGCGGGUAAAUUGUGGAGCAGCGAGGAUUGCAAAUGUUCACCUGAAAUUAAAAAAUCCGGACUUAGUCCUGGUUUUGUACGACAAUUAAUCAACAAAUUUGAUGUCUAUGAUAAUGUGGAACAGCAAUGUCCGAGGCGCAAAUCGUUAUAG
Messenger RNA from Rhopalosiphum maidis (corn leaf aphid), 723 nucleotides. RefSeq lists its product as uncharacterized. The transcript is spliced from 4 exons. The record is from RefSeq and is a predicted model, not a curated record. NCBI's taxonomy places the organism in Eukaryota, Metazoa, Arthropoda, Insecta, Hemiptera, Aphididae. Bases 1 to 723 code for a protein of 240 amino acids.